Frankliniella occidentalis (western flower thrips) is the source of this 2152-nucleotide messenger RNA. Its product is annotated as BRO1 domain-containing protein BROX. The record is from RefSeq and is a predicted model, not a curated record. The coding region runs from base 124 to 1392 and encodes 422 amino acids. NCBI's taxonomy places the organism in Eukaryota, Metazoa, Arthropoda, Insecta, Thysanoptera, Thripidae. The transcript is spliced from 8 exons.
UUCACUUGUUUGUUUUGCUGUCAUUGCGUAUACUCCGUCCGUCUGCAUAAAGCGUAUAUCGUAGUGAACAAUAGCGUGAAUUGUUUGGUUUUGCAGAUUAGAUUCAAAAGAACUCUUCCGAAAAUGGCUAUGUGGUUUCAUAGGAACGUCUUGAAGGCGACAGUUGUUGCCAACUUCGAUUUUCAGUACAUCCAGCACGAUGUCGAUGCUACGAAAGUGGCCUGUGAGCUCAAAGCAACUCGCUAUAAACUGCUGGACAUGUUGCCAGAUCCUCGAGGCUCUGGUGUAGCUAUGGAGCAAGCCCUCACAGCAUAUAUUGCUGUUCUACAGGGCAUGCUUGAGGCCCCUGAUGGUAGUGGGGCUCCAAGUAAGCUUCGCCAUGCCCUGCUUUUCAAGUGGUCACAUUCCCUUCUUGGUACAACUCCCCAAAUUCAACAAGAUGCAGUGUUUGAGGCUGCCAAUAUAAUUGUUAAUGUGGCUAUCUGGUUCAUGAAGCAUGCCUCAACAUUGUGUGUCAAGGAUGAGAUGAAUAUGGAUGACGCAAAAGAGGUUCACACAGCAAUGCGUAGAGCUGGUGGUCUCUUUGAAGUGGUCCAGAAGAAAUAUUUGCCGUUGUUGCGUGAAAAGGCGAGAGAGGGAGGAGAUCUUGAUCCUCGAGUGGUGAGGGCUUACAAAGACCAAUGCACAGCUGAAGCUCAAGAAGUUUCUGUUGCACGUGCUGUUGAACUAAAGCACAGCCCAAGUCUUGUGAGUGCCCUUGCCAAUGAAACGGCAAAAUUAUUUUAUGAGGCGGACGCAGCUUUGAGUUCCCUUGAUGAGAAGGUUUCUGGUCAAUGGCGAAAAUACCUGCAACUUAAAAAUCACUUCUACAUGGCCUAUGCCCAUACAUACUGUGGAGAAAAUCUGCUAUCACAGGACAAGUGUGGUGAGGCCAUAAGGUCACUGAGGGAGGCACAAACUCAUUACGAAAAAGCUGCUGCUCUCUGCAAGGAUUAUGCCUCAACCAAAGGGCCAGCCCCACGCACUGGCAGGCCAGAUUAUUUUUCAUUUUUCAAGAAACUUGCCUUACGAUUCAAACUUACUCUGGAAAAAUGCGAAAGGGAGAAUGGUUUCAUAUAUCACCAAAAAAUUCCAAACGAUGCUCCAGACUUAGAAAUGAAAGCAACCUACGGCCUGGCCAGUCCUGUAGAGUUUCAAAUGCCUGCCCCUUCACCUCUUUGGACGCCCGUGGCAUAUGCUGCCAUUGAUGCACCCCGGUCUUCGCCCAAUGACCCUGCAACAUCGAAGGCAGCUGCCAAGCUAGAGGGCGAUCUAAAACCUGUGAAUGAGGUAAAAGUGGAAGGUGUGAACACAGAGGCAAAGCCCGAUGACAAAAAUUGCAUUCUUCAAUGAGUGUCAGUAACGUUUCUUCACAAAUCAUGUGUCUCAUUGAUUUUUUCUUUCUUUAUUUCACUUAGUCCUUUAAUAGACAGUGACGAAGUCUAGGAAAUUUCACCGUGCUAUUAAUAGGUGAUGUUUUUUUUCUAACUUUUUUGUACAUAUGUCUAUUUGCUUUGAAACCAUAUAUAUAUGAAAGCUAUAUUUAAAAGCAUAUAUUUUUUUUAUUGUGCAAAUACAUAAUUAAAUUAUGUAUAAGUUGUAAUUUAAAAUUACAGAUUUGAAUGAGUGGAAUUGUGCUUGCAGUCUGUUCUUUCUUGCUGGCAACUGAUCAUAUUGUGGACCCUCAAGUCAAAACCAAUUAUUUGUUGACUGUGUGUAUGGAUGAUUGCGUUUAUAUUAUUUUUGCAUGUAAAGCACCGGUUAUGUAUGUAGUCAAAUCUAUUGCAGAAGUUUAGUGCCCCAAAAUUUACAAAAUUGACUCAUUUUGUACAUGUUUUACUAGAUAAUAAUUUUAACAGAUUUGUUAUGCCUUCAUAUUGCAAGAAGUACCAGUACCUCAUUUUUCUUAUAACAAAGUGUCAGUACUGGCCAUAAAUUUUGAUUGCAUGUUUAAUCCUUCUCCUCUGUAUUCUUUUUCCCUUUUUUAAUGUACUUAUUAUCUUGUGUUUAAAACAAAACAAAUGUUCUGAAAGUACUUUGAAAUUUCAAGAACAUCUAGUCAUCCUCUAUUUUUGUUGCUGAAUUUUGUUACCCAUUUUAAUUUUUAUCUUUU